Messenger RNA from Rubroshorea leprosula, 1067 nucleotides. NCBI's taxonomy places the organism in Eukaryota, Viridiplantae, Streptophyta, Magnoliopsida, Malvales, Dipterocarpaceae. The record is from the annotation of a GenBank genome assembly.
AGCAUCAUUUCAAAGACUCCAAUCAAAGUUCUAGUAUCCUAAGGGCUUUCUGAUCGAUCUUUGACAAUCUUAACUUCUCUGAUUUGAACGAAUAAUGAAUUUGAUAGAAAUAAUCUUUACCAAACGACGUCGUUCUGGAAUUGCCCGAUUGAAACCCAGCCUUCUUCUUCCUCGGACACUCGACCCUCCUGUUCUUAGAUGCGUCCGAUGACCUCAUCACCCAGCCCAUGGCGCAUAUGAGGGGAACUAUGGCGAGAUCCACUGGCGCACUACUGUAGGAGCUUGAAACCUGUCGCCGGAAAUCACGGACCACCAGAUCUACCGCGACACAGAGGAUCCGGUGUCCAUCUUCGCCGCGAAUCAAAUGAACAGAGCUCAGGUCAGCGUGAUGUUGAGGAUGGGUUCCAGUUGAUGAUUCACAUCAGAGAGAUGAUACAAGGGUAGGGGAUUUUUUUUUUCUUUUUUUGGUAGUAUUUGUUAUUCUAGGAAUAAUUUGAUAUUAAAGGGGACUGAAAUCCUAAAAGGUAGGAUCUUCUUCCCUGACUUUCCCUUUUCCCAUUCCUCUUUCUCGGCCUUUUAGCCUCUAGAAAUUUCCCCGAUUUCUCUCCCCUUUUCCCUGUAUUCCCUUCUCUCUAUAGGAUUCCCUUUUUUGUUGCAUCUUUGGAUUCUCUCCGUCGAUCGGAAUUGUAGAUCAGAGUAACCACUCGGUAUUUGUACAAUUCUUUUCCAGAUCAAUACAAGGUACUCCACCUUUAAUUUUCAAGAUUUCCAGUGUGAUUUUGGUGAUUCCAGCUGUUUUGUUGAUAUGAGGUUUUCGGCAUUGUUUUUGAUGAUGAUUUGCUCGAUUUUCCUGUUGAACUUUAUGACAAUUUGCUGUGGUCGAUCCUUUACUCGUGUGCUGUAGUUGGGUUUUGUCGUGGCUGCAUUUUGUGUUGAUUUUGUUGACAGAAAUGAAUUUUCUGUUUUGAUCUGCUGUACGUUCACUGAAGAUCUUGGGUGGAUAAUUUAGCUUUUUUGCUCCCUUUUGGAUUGUAAUAUGAGAUUCAUGCAAGGUUAUGUUGAUUUUG